This is a messenger RNA of Paramecium sonneborni, 1486 nucleotides long. NCBI's taxonomy places the organism in Eukaryota, Ciliophora, Oligohymenophorea, Peniculida, Parameciidae. The record is from the annotation of a GenBank genome assembly.
AUGAAUUAUUUAUUCGGAGGAAAAGACUUAAAAUAACAAUAAGGGAGAAGUGAUUAACCUCAUACAAUUAAUUUUAAUUUUGUUGUAAAUCUAUAAUAAGGAAAUUUAAAUUUACAAUUAUCUAUUGAUCCAGAAAUUCCAUUUAAUAUAUCUAUUGAACCAGAAUGUCCAUUUAAUAGAUUCGUAAAUGGAAUUAAAGAGGUAAUAUUUGCUCAAAGAAUGCAAGCUCAAUAUGAAGAAACUAUAGAAUGGCAAUUAGGAAAUGGAUCCACCCUAUAAUAAAAUGAUUAAAGAACAUUAGAGUAAUUAGGAUUUACAAAUAAUUGCACACUAUAUGUUAGACUUAAGCUGAAAGGACCGCCUAGAAUAGGAAUUUGUUGGUCCUAUCAGUAAGAAUAAAGAAUAACUAAUUAAAAUUUUAAUCCUGAAAUGUCAUUUGCAUUGUUUGUGAAUUUCAUAUUAUUAAAGGAAAGAUUUGACAUUUAAAUACCUAAAGAAUUCAUAAACAAUAUUGAAUGUGAACUCAAAUAAGGAGUAAUUAUCAAAUAAAAUGAGACUAAAAGUUUAAAAGAUUUAGGAUUCAAACAUAAUUGUACCCUUAAUAUAAAAUUAAUAAAUAGAAAAGAUUAAAAACAAAGUAAUUUUUAUCAUAAAUGUAGUAUUAUAAUAAAAAAUAAUUUUGAAUGUAUUAGUAGAUUUAUAAUUUUAAAAAAUAGAAUUAAAUGUAUCAUAAUAUAAAAGUACUCCAAUAUCUUGUGUUUUUCAUGAUAUUUUAAUGGAAUUAUUUUCAAAGUUAUAAUUUAAAGUAACUCAGCCAUUUGCAUUUUUUAUAAAUGAUCAAGAAAUUGAUCCUUAUGACUGUGGAUUAUUAGAAGAUUUUGAAUAAAUAUAAAGUAUCAAUUUAAAAAUGAUUCCUUCAAAUAAAUAAUCUAAUCAAUUACUAAAUGAAAAAUAUGAAUUUGCACUAAAAAAUAAAAGUAAAUGGUAUAAAUUUAAAUUGGAAAAUAUUAUAAAGAUUGAGUGUAUUGAAAAUUAUGUAACAUUUCGAGCUUUUAUUAAUACCUCUUUAGAAGAUAUAACUAAAUAGAUCAUAAGUAGUCAUUUCUAAUUGAUUCAUUACGGUGUCUAUUUGCCUCAAUAAAAGUAUUAUAUCAAUGGUGUAUAAUUAUAAGAUAUUAACUCUAUUUAUUCUAAAGCUGAUAUUAUAGUCUAAGUAGAGAAAUAAUAUCGUCAUUAAGCUUCUUAAUUAACUUUAAUAUUUUUAAGUAAUUUCAUUUUCAAAGCUUUAUUUCUUUUAUUAAAGAAUUCAUUAAAAAUUAUAGAAAGGAUAAGAUUUUUAUUAUAAAAAAAUGAAUUUUAAACUUUUUUUUUAUUUGUAAGUAUUAAAAUUUUAAGUAAUCAAUUUAUUUUCAUAGCCUCUUCUUCUAAGAUUAUUUAAUAAUCUGUUUUACAAGAAUCUAAUUAUUAUAAUCUAUUCAAUAGUUGA